Molecule: messenger RNA, 1831 nt
Organism: Mauremys mutica (yellowpond turtle)
Lineage: Eukaryota; Metazoa; Chordata; Testudines; Geoemydidae
Gene: HS6ST3
Product: heparan sulfate 6-O-sulfotransferase 3
Exons: 2
Coding region: 322-1575 (417 amino acids)
Cellular component (GO): membrane
Molecular function (GO): heparan sulfate 6-sulfotransferase activity
Source: RefSeq, a predicted model, not a curated record
GCCGAGGCGUGAGGUCGCGCUGCCGCCUGACAGUUAUUCAGUCGGGUUGCGGCAGCCUCGUGCCGUGGCAGCGCGCGCGCGCGCGACUCCUUCGGGCUGCCGAAGCCCCAGCGCUGCCGUCGCCAGGCGCCGCUUCAGCAGCGUCCGCGCCCCGCUGCCGCUUGGGCGCCUGAGCGGCAACCAGGGGAGGUGCCGCCGCGACCAUGCCGGUGCCCGGGCGGGGGAAGGAGCCAACGGGAGCGGCCGCCCUGCCAGAGCCGAGCAGCGCCCGCCGGGACAGGCGCCUGCCCCGCGCCUGAGCCCGCGCCCGGAGCCCGCACCAUGGACGAGCGGCUCCACAAGUGGCUCCUGCCGCCGCUGCUGACGCUGCUCUCCGUGCUCAUCAUGUACCAGUACGUGUCCCCGUCCUGCCCCGGCGCCGCCUGCCCGCGCCGCCCGCCCGCCGCGCACCGCGGGGCCCCGGCCCGGGCCGCCCAGCCGCCGCACCAGGAGGGGGCGGCGGCGGCGGCGGCGGCGCUGCCGCGGCUGGUGCCCAAGUUCCCGUUCGCGCGGGCCGAGCUGUGCCGCCGGGUGCAGUUCGACAUGCGGGGCCGCGACGUGAUCGUCUUCCUGCACAUCCAGAAAACGGGCGGCACCACCUUCGGGCGGCACCUGGUGCGCAACAUCCGCCUGGAGCAGCCCUGCUACUGCCGCGCCGGCCAGAAGAAAUGCACCUGCCACCGGCCCGGGGGGGACAAGGACACCUGGCUCUUCUCCCGCUUCUCCACCGGCUGGAGCUGCGGGCUGCACGCCGACUGGACCGAGCUCACCAGCUGCGUGCCCGCCGCCAUGGAGCGCAGGGGCUGCCCCGGCAACCGCACCCUCAGGAACUUCUAUUACAUCACAAUGCUGAGGGAUCCAGUGUCACGGUAUUUGAGUGAAUGGAAACAUGUCCAGAGAGGUGCAACGUGGAAAACUUCCCUCCAUGUGUGUGAUGGAAGAAGUCCAACGCCAGAUGAGCUGCCUACCUGUUACCUGGGGGAUGAUUGGUCUGGAGUCAACUUGCAGGAUUUCAUGGAUUGUGGUUACAACCUGGCUAACAACCGCCAGGUUCGCAUGCUGGCAGACCUGAGCCUGGUUGGAUGUUACAACUUGACUUUUAUGAAUGAAAGUGAGAGAAAUAUGAUCCUUCUCCAAAGCGCCAAGAACAACCUGAAAAACAUGGCCUUUUUUGGACUCACAGAGUUUCAGAGGAAAACACAGUAUCUCUUUGAGAGGACAUUCAACCUUAAGUUCAUUUCCCCAUUCACCCAGUUCAAUAUUACCCGGGCCUCUAAUGUGGAUAUUGAUGAAGGGGCCCGGAAACGCAUAGAGGUGUUGAACUUCCUGGACAUGCAGCUUUAUGAAUAUGCUAAAGACCUCUUUCUCCAACGCUUUCAGUACUCCAAGCAAGAGGAGCACCAGAAGAACCGGCAAAAACGACGGGAGGAGCGGAGGCUACUCCGGGAGCAAAGAGCGCACCAGUGGCAGAAGGAAGAAGCAGCAGCAGAAAUAGCUGUUACCGAAGAUUAUAACAGUCAGGUGGAGCGAUGGUGACACUUUUCAUUCUUAGACAAAUAAAAGAAAAGAGAAGUGAAAACCCUGAUAAUUUCUUGAACUUGGUUACUCAGAGAUUACACAAGGAAUGAGUGUUGCCUUGGUAAAUGAGACUGAGUCUCACAGCUGCCCUUCUUUGUCUUAGUUUUUCUUAGUUUCUAUCAGCUAGGAGAAUAUAUAUAUUUUUGUGUUUCUCAAUACACCUUAUAUCAGUGUUAUUAACUGGCAAUGGAAUAGAUUCUUAUCCAAUACUAAC